Messenger RNA from Colletotrichum destructivum, 1773 nucleotides. RefSeq names its product Putative amino acid permease/ SLC12A domain-containing protein. The coding region runs from base 1 to 1713 and encodes 570 amino acids. Gene Ontology annotation, cellular component: membrane. Gene Ontology annotation, biological process: amino acid transmembrane transport. NCBI's taxonomy places the organism in Eukaryota, Fungi, Ascomycota, Sordariomycetes, Glomerellales, Glomerellaceae. The transcript is spliced from 4 exons. The record is from RefSeq and is a predicted model, not a curated record. Gene Ontology annotation, molecular function: amino acid transmembrane transporter activity.
AUGAGUUCUCCGUCGAUCGUCUCCGAGCCGAAGCCCCCCGUCACAAUGUUUCCGACUGGAAGCAAUCAGAAGACGGACGUGACAAGCGGUGAAGUCAUCGACAACUCGGAGCACCUGCAGCGGCACCUCACACCUCGCCAGGUUCAGUUCGUUGCCAUCGGCGGCUCGAUCGGCACCGCCCUGUUCGUUAGCAUCGGUUACGGCCUGAUGCGCGGUGCCGGUAGUCUCCUUGUCGCGUUCGUCCUCCACGCGUUGGUGAUCGCUCAGGUCAACAACUCGCUGGCCGAGAUGACCGUCUUCAUGCCUGUCAGCGCGGCCUUCAUCCACCACGCCGGUGCCUGGGUCGACAGCGCCUGGGGGUUCAUGAUCGGCUGGAACUUCUUCCUCUUUGAAGCGCUUCUCAUCCCCUUCGAAAUCACUGCGCUGGACAUGGUCUUGACUUUCUGGAGGGACGACAUUCCCUCCGCUGCCGUCAUCACUGUGUGCAUCGUUCUCUACGCUCUUUGCAACGCCCUUAUAGUCAAGUAUUUCGGGGAGACCGAGUUCUGGCUGGCGGGAGGCAAGCUCUUGCUGAUCGCGAUUCUGUUCUGUUUUACCUUUAUUACGAUGGUGGGAGGUAACCCACAGCGAGAUGCAUAUGGAUUCCGCAAUUGGUCAAAGCCGGCACCCUUUGUAGAGUACAUCGAUAAAGGCGGCCUGGGUCGUUUCCACGGAUUCCUUGCCGCGCUGUGGCAGGCCGCCUUCACCAUCGUCGGUCCCGAGUACCUGGCCACGGUCGCUGGCGAGGCCCAGAACCCGAGGAAGACGAUGAAGGCCGCGUUCAAAUCGGUCUACUGGCGCUUCGCCAUCUUCUUCAUCGGCGGGGCGCUCUGCGUCGGCAUCGUCCUCCCCGCAGACGACCCGACGCUGCUGAGCGUGCUGAGCGCCGGCGACACGGGCACCGGCGCGGCUUCUCCGUUUGUCAUCGCGAUGAAAAACAUGGGCAUAGGGGGCUUGCCUCACCUGGUAAAUGCCCUCCUGCUGACCAGCAUUUACUCGGCUGGGAAUGCCUAUGUUUACUGCUCGUCUCGAAGCCUUUACGGGCUGGCGUUGAACGGCCAUGCGCCCAAAUUUCUUACGAAGUGCACCAAGCAAGGCGUGCCCAUCUAUUGCCUGUUCGUCGCGCUGUCAUUCGCAUGCCUCUCGUUUUUAAAAUUGGGCAGUGGUUCCGUGGUGGUGUUGACAUGGCUUACCAACCUCAUCACCGGUGGAACUCUGGUGACCUACAUCGUCAUCUGUGUCAACUACCUCUUCUUCUUCCGAGCGCUUAAAAUCCAGAACUUCAGUCGGGCCGACCUUCCGUACCGCGGUUACCUUCAACCCUACGGAACUUGGAUCGCCCUCGCAUGGCUUGUGGCGGUGGAGAUAUUCUACGGUUAUGCCAUCUUCCUGCCUGGGCGAUGGGACACGGGCACGUUCUUCAGCAACUACACAAUGGCCAUCAUUGCAGUCUGCCUCUUCUGCGGGUGGAAGGCUUUCAGGCGCACGCGUUUUGUCAAGCCAGAAGACGCCGAUCUGGUGGGGAUCCGCCCGGCGUUGGAGGAACACGAGGCGGCGAUGGCAAUGUCGAUGGCGAUCAACGAAGACAACAAAGUGGGACUCCGCAGGCGAUUAGCGCAGGUGGUGAGAGCCAACUUGAGUAGGGGUCGUCCGUUAUGGAGCUCUCGGGGUUGAAUUUACCACUGCCUAGGUCGGAGGGAGUCCACUUUUGAGUCUGUAUUGCUCACUCCAUAU